Microsporum canis CBS 113480 is the source of this 786-nucleotide messenger RNA. RefSeq lists its product as hypothetical. Lineage: Eukaryota; Fungi; Ascomycota; Eurotiomycetes; Onygenales; Arthrodermataceae. The record is from RefSeq and is a predicted model, not a curated record. The transcript has a single exon. The coding region runs from base 1 to 786 and encodes 261 amino acids.
AUGGAACAGAGGGUGUUAGCUAUUCACAACAAAUCUCUGAAGCGUAAACGUGACGAAUCUGAUUUUAGCGAAGAGUCGCUUUCACCACUAUCAAAUGUUGCUCAACACGAUGCAGAUGGCGAGAAUUAUGAUCAGGGCGAUGUGAAGACACCUGGAGCUUGUCUGGACGGAACAGUGGCAACUAAAUUUCGGGACCUCGAUAUACAAUGCGCGAGCUCCACAAAUGCGAAGAUUCAACAAAUACCUCCGGAAGGUGGCUAUGUGCAGCCUCAGAGGCCCGAAAAUGCACAAAAGCCACAUGCUCUAGAUGCUUCCACAAACGCACCAACCACAAGUACGAAGAAAGCCAUAUCGAAUGAGGAUAUAAACAAAGUCAAUAUAGCAGACUUUACCAAGGGAUCUUCAUCAUCUACCGGCCAAAUUCACCCGGAUAUUGCAGAUUGCUCGCGCCCAGGCUCACCGCCUCCUCAAUGCUCCGAGACUAGCGAUACUGAGAAUUAUGAAGAAUCGCUGACUUGGGAUGACUCAGAAAUAACGGGCCAUCAUGCUACGGAUCCAAACGAUGACGGGUAUGGGCUUAAUGGGGUCGGGUUUAAGCCCUCAGCAGAAGUAGCGUGGGCUAGAUCUCAGCAUCGAAAGGACCAGGUAGCUAAAUGGGAGAGACGCCAGGCGAACGAGGCACGCGAAGCACGGAGUAGGCGAAGACAAAGGAAUGACGGCGGUAGCCCCGCUAUUACGAUAGCAAAGAGCGCUCCCAAACAGAAGAAAGUCAAAUUUGAUGCAUAA